Elephantulus edwardii (Cape elephant shrew) is the source of this 237-nucleotide messenger RNA. RefSeq names its product sialic acid-binding Ig-like lectin 6-like. The transcript has 3 exons. Bases 1 to 237 code for a protein of 78 amino acids. NCBI's taxonomy places the organism in Eukaryota, Metazoa, Chordata, Mammalia, Macroscelidea, Macroscelididae. The record is from RefSeq and is a predicted model, not a curated record.
AUGACAAAGAGAGCUACGUUGGCCAAGUGGAAAGGAAACUAUGCUACCAAGCUGAAGGUGAUUUGUUUUCAGCAAUCAUACCACUAUAAUAUUACAGAAAAUACUGAAAUUGCCCUCAAGCUUGUGGUCAACACCUCAUCUCUGACCAUCCCUGAGGGCCAGUCCAUGCAUCUACACUGUACUGCUGACAGCAACCCCCCUCCAAGGCUGGCCUGCUUUCAAGGGUCCUCAACUUGA